Molecule: messenger RNA, 5692 nt
Organism: Girardinichthys multiradiatus
Lineage: Eukaryota; Metazoa; Chordata; Actinopteri; Cyprinodontiformes; Goodeidae
Gene: ttll11
Product: tubulin tyrosine ligase-like family, member 11
Exons: 10
Coding region: 1072-3264 (730 amino acids)
Biological process (GO): protein polyglutamylation; microtubule cytoskeleton organization
Cellular component (GO): cilium
Molecular function (GO): tubulin binding; tubulin-glutamic acid ligase activity
Source: RefSeq, a predicted model, not a curated record
UGCAUUAUUGACUGUGUGUUAACCUGCAUAUGACCUACAGGGUUAGGUUACCAAUGUCAUAUCUGUGCUGUUUGUUUUGUGAGGAAUUUGUCAUGUGUGGUGCUGUUGCAAAAUGCACAGCUUUCUCAAGUUGAAAAGAAAACCAAAUCUCCCAUGUCCCCUUACGGGCUCCGUAGCAUAGAGACUGUUUGUUUCAGAACCAGCUUGGUUCGCUGAUGCCUUGGCCGGAUCUGAGCCUGAGAACUCAUAAUUGAAAGUAGACGUACAUUGCUAUUUGGCAUGCGUCUGCUCAAACUUCAAAUUUGCGUUUCAAGAUCGCCUUAUCUUCAUCUAAAAAAGUUUUGAUACUCCUUUUCUCCGAUAUUUCUGCAUGUGUCGCCGUGGUUACGCUCAUUUUUUAGUCAACUGCACAAGUUGGCUUUUUGUGACGUCAUUGCAAACGCCCUAUCCGCUUUGGCAAAGCAGGAGAACCAAUUUUUCCGAGUUACCCGUAAUGCAGCAUCAGCUGUGGUCACGCCAACCAGAUGGAGGCUGGGCCACGGGAUGGCCGCUAUCUGCUGCCUGACAACACAGGGAGGGUAAUGCUCACGCAGCCGAGCGCUGAACUGCCUGCAUUAUUUCUAGACUUACUGCUGGUUUAAGAGCUCAUAACGGUACCGGUCAAAUGACGUUUAUCUCGAGUUUAAAGUAUAGCUUCGCCUGCGGUUCAGAACCGCUGUCAGCUAAAUGAAGUUUAAUAGGCUAACGUCAAGUUCAGCUCAUCUAGCUGUAAGCAGUGCUGGCUGCAAGUGUCUCUAGCUGCUUUUAUGGUCAAGAUUAGCUCAUUGAAGAUGGCAGCCAUUCUUUCUUUCUUGCUUGCUAAUAUAGUGGCCCGCAGAUGAUCCCAGUUAGCUUGUGUUACUGGUUUUCCCGCAGAUGUAGGUAGCGGUUAAGUCUGCAGCAAAUGGGCUGUGUCUAUUUGGUGGUCAGUCAAGAUAGCAAUGCGGACCACAUUGUUUCUGACCAGCUCUCUGGCUUCAGAUUACUGCGCUCUAUGGAUCUACUGCAGCGUUCCUUAUCGCGUUUCGCAUAAUGAGUGAUCAUUAUGGAAAGGUCAAGGUUCAGCUCGGGCAGAUGAAAUCACUCGGAGAAGAUGCAGAGAAAGAGGAAGUGGAUUCCGAGGGAGAGAUGCCCGUGUCUGCUUCACCAGACCAAUCGAGCUGCAUCACCACCACAGGGACAGAUGCACUAGGCUCCUCAAAUGUUUGCAAACAAACGGGGAAAAUAAGCAGUAAGAAUUCUUUUAGCAAACCAGUGCAGGGGUCUGCAAUCCCUGCUCAUGCAGUGAAAAACCUAAAUACCCCUAUCUGUGAAUACACACUCCACAACAAGGGGACAGGGAAGAUCUUGCAGGGCAAGUCAGAAAGUAACGGGAACUAUGUAGCCGUCCAGGCAUCCAGGAACACACAGGAAUCAUUUUGCGAGGAUGGAUUUAAGCUUCCUAGGAAGAGAAGACCUGUCAUGGUGGAUACAUCUAAAGCCAAAACCUCCCUGGAAGCCCUGAAGUUGAGCAUCAAGGAGCUAAAGUGGAAAGAGUUUCCUUUGGGAAGACGGAUAGCAUGUGAUAUCUACUGGCAUGGUGUUUCCUUCCACGACAAUGAAAAUAUUGUGUCAGGACAAGUCAACAAGUUCCCAGGGAUGGUCGAAAUGCUGAGAAAGAUCAACUUGAGUAGAGCAAUGCGGACUAUGCAAGAGCUCUUCCCAGAGGAAUAUGACUUCUAUCCACGUUCCUGGAUCCUGCCUGAAGAAUACCAGCAGUUUUCUGCACAGAUCCGCAUGGUGAAGGAAAGGGAUACAACAGUUAGCCCAACUUUCAUUGUUAAGCCAGAUGGAGGCUCCCAGGGGGACGGUAUCUACCUUAUCCGAGACCCUAGUGAUCUAAAACUCAUGGUGGGAGCACAGCCCAAACAGGCUGUAGUCCAGGAAUACAUCCACAAGCCGUUACUUAUCGACAAGCUCAAAUUCGACAUCCGUCUCUACGUACUGAUAAAGUCCCUGGAGCCACUGGAGAUCUACAUCGCCAAAGAAGGCCUGACACGUUUCUGCACCGAGCCAUACCAGGAGCCAACCCAGAAGAACUUGAGCCAUGUCUUCAUGCACCUGACAAACUACUCGCUCAACGUCCACAGCGGCAACUUUGUGCACUCAGACAGCCAGAGCACAGGCAGCAAGCGGACGCUCUCCAGCGUGCUCUACAGGCUGGCAGCCAAAGGCGUGGAUAUCAAGCGGGUGUGGUCAGACAUCAUCGCCCUCGUUAUCAAGUCUGUCAUCGCUGUGGUGCCUGAGCUGAAACUCCACUACCAAGCAGAUAUACCGCCUGGUAAACCGGGACCCACAUGUUUUCAGAUAUUAGGUUUUGACAUCCUGCUGAUGAAGAACCUUAAGCCGGUGUUAUUAGAAGUCAACUCCAACCCUAGUAUGAGAAUAGAACAUGAGCAGGAAGUGGCACCAGGAGUUUCCGAGUACGUGCCCAGUCCAGUGGACGAACAUGUCAAAGUGGGGGUGAUUAGGGACACGCUGCGACUCAUGGAUCCCUUCAACAAGAAACCAACAGUGACUUCUCAACCAAGGGCAGGUGGGUCUGAUCAUGGGGAAGAGAUCCCAGUGGAUGGUGAAGCACAAGGCAGGAGUCCAGAUAAUACGGGGAAUCUGCCUCCGCUCUGCUUGAAGCAGGUCUACCCGAAGUACACCAAACAGUUCAACCACCUGCGGUUGGUGGAGCGAAUCGCUGCUCUCUUCAUUCGCUUCCUCGGGGUGAAGGGCAACAUGCGCCUCGGCCCCACUGCCUUCCGAACCUUCAUCAGGACUUGUAAACUAAGCAACAGCAACUUCACCAUGGCCUCAGUUGACAUCCUGUAUAUAGACAUCACACGUCGGUGGUCAUGUGCCCUGCCUGAGUCCCGAGAGGCAGGGAUGGGACUGCAAGCAUUUGUGGAAGCCUUUUUCUACCUGGCAGGCCGGAAGUUCAAAUCCCUCCUGCUGAGGGAGCAGGUAGUGGCCCUGCUGGACCUGUGCGAGGCUCACCCCGGGCCCCAGUUCAGUGUAGAGGACAGACGCUCGUUGAGCUGCAGCAGGGUGCUGCCGCGAGCCAUCAAAACUCAGACACUGUGCCUCUCCAACCCUCAGCUCAACUCUCCAGCCGCUCAGCGAAGGGCCACAAGCCAGGACUGCAGACCGCAUCAAAGACUGAAGCCUCGCACGCUUAGGGCAAACGUGGAGAACUGAUGAGAGGGAACUAGUUGUCCAAAUCCUUCUGCAUUGCCUUGAACCCUCUCCACAGGAGCGGGGGAGAUUAAGGGUCCAUUUCUCCUCUGCAGCUCCUGAGAAGGGCUAGCUCGACCCCUGCUGGCUGACUUGUUGGAGGACUGCUCUCUGCCUGAUUGCUUUUUAUUCCUUCUGAGGAGGAAGAAGGCCUCAGGGGGACUGAAAUGGUAAUGGAGGCUGGUGAUUCCUUCCUCUCCCCCUGGUGGGAUCAUACAUUAACAGUGCGGUCCUGUCAGGAGGAGGAUAUGGCUGCUUUUCAUGUACUGUUUGAUUCUAAAGGGCAGCUAUUUGCUUCCCAUCCCAUUUGUCUGGCUACAUCUUCACCAAAACGUUUUCUUUUUACAAGGAUAAUAUUAGCUACUUUCUGUCAGUUAAUUCACACAUAUUACACAUAAAUAAGUGGGCGUAAGGGAGCAUCCUCUCUGUAUUAUACACUUGCAUCCCAGUAAUUUCUAAUAUCAUCAAAAAAUUAUCAUUUAUUUUAGUAAUUCAAUUUGGAAAAGUCAAACUUAUAUCGUAUAGAUUUAUUAUACAUGGUGUGAUAUAUUUGAAGCAUCAAUUUCUGCUAAUUUUGAUUAUUAAGGCUCAUAGCUAAUGAUAACACAAAUUUGUUUAUUUUUUUUAUUAACCCAAAAAUAGGAAAAUAAAAAUAUUACAUUAAACUAGCCUUGAAAAAAAAAUGUUUUAACUCAGAAAUGUCAACUUUCUGAAAAGUAUAAACAUUUACUGUACAGUAUAUGCACUCAAAACUUGGCCAUGACUCCUUUUGCAUGAAUUACUCUAACUGCAACAGUCCACACAUUGUUAAUCUAGAAUAGGCUUUGCUUUAACAAUCAAGUUAUACCAGCUGUUUGUGGACAUUUGUUCUACUACACUUUUUCCUUCCACUGAACUUUCCAAUUAUACGCAUGGAUACAGCCAAAACCCUCAGUCUGAAGUCUUCCCCAUGAUUGUUGUGGUCAGUGGUGUCCAAAUGCUUGAUACAUGAUACAUGAGCUUAGAUUGUUUUUUUUCUCAUGAUUUUUUUUUUUUUUUUUUGAGAGAAGGGUUGUAUAAGUCAUUUGAAACACAAAAAGAGUCUAAGACUCAUACUUAAUGUAGGCAUACAUAUUCCUAAAUUCCUUGGGUCAAUUGUUUUCUAUUUUCUAUUAGUUCUAGUCUAUUUUUGGUAACAAGAAUGUGGUAUGGGUCACUUUUUCUUAAAAAAAAAAAACCCUUUGCUGUGUUUAGCCAAGUUUGCUUUGGUGUCUCUGGACUUUUCUAAUCCUAUUUACUAUGAUAUUACAAUGCAAAAAAAAAAAAAAAAAGAUUAAUAAAAGAUGAAUACUACUACUGUUGUACUAAACACUUUUAACCUUAACCUUAAUGAAUUUAAUGACAAUCUACCGCCGAAAAAUCAGUCUGUCCAAUUUGUACCAUUCUUGACGUCAUCCUUGAACAUAAAAAUUUUCUGACAAACUAAAUUUUGGAUUUUGAUUAACUAUAAGCCAGAUUCAUCAAAAUGAACACAAAUAAACAAUCAGACUAAACCACUUUAUGUGUAAUGAAUCUAAAUAUAAGUUCAACUUUUUAAAUGGAAUCUAAAAGUGACGUUGAUAUUCUUAUAUAUUGAGAUGCACCUGUAAUUAAUGCAUUUGCACAGCAGCUAUUUAAACUCCUAUAUUUGCACAGAAGUAGAUGAAAUGCCCUCUAGGCGUUUGUGUGCACAUGUUGUGUAUGAGUGUGCAUGGUUAUGCUGCGGUAUUUAUUUGUAUUUGGCUCAGAGUGAAAAAAAAAAACCUGCUGGCAGCAAGUGGCUCAGCGGUUAGUCCUCCAUGAGCCCAUUAAUGACAAGUUAAGUGAAUAAGCAUUUACUUAUCCUCUUUCAGUUCAGCACCUAUUCCUGUCGGCAGCCUUGGACAUCCCCGUCAAUCACUUUUUAGGUUGAUUACUUUUUAGUGACGUAACUGCCACAGGGAAUUAAUAUUUCAGGAUAAAAAGUGACUGCAUAUCUUUUAAAAACAAAUCACCAUCUAUCGUUUCGUAAAGAAGACUUGGAAAACUUUUGCAUAAUAAUAUCCAACGUGUCGUUACAAAAAGAAGCAUGAUGGAUGCCACGUUUAAAAGUCCCUGUUGUAUCCAAACGUUAAAACAACAAUAAUAUGUUUUUCUUACCUUUUGCACCAGUGUUAAUAAGAGUUGUCAUCCAAAAUAAGAACUAUCUGCAGUGUGGGCAGCUGUGAAAACACAAAGUGGAUUAACCUAUGAAUAAUAAUCUAGGGCUUGCAUAUGUACUGCAGUGUGGUUAUGACAAUUUAAAGUAGAGGAAUGAGGUUGUCUACAGUGACAGAUGUGAACGAGAUGUACUCAAAACCCAAGAAAACAAAUAAAAUAUGCUGUUUAAGCUGAA